UAUUGUGAUUAGCACAUGAUAUGGUGGGGGCACUGGGUAGGCAGUAUAGCACAGAGAAAAGACAAGUAGUGACUAGCAUCUUACUAUGCUGAUGGGGGGUCGUGGGGUGGAACGUGUAAUACUGGUGAAUGUAGUAGCCACAGUGUUGCUCAUGUGAAACCUUCGUAAGAUUGUAUAUCAGCGAUACCUUAAUAAACACUGGGUGUGAGCCUGGCUACCGCGUCACCUGGGUGCGCUUUACAAUUGUGGGAUCUCAGCUCCUCCCUGCACCUCCCACAUCAGGAUCUGCAUCUUACUUAUUUUCAUAAGGUGAUUUGGGAACACCUCACAGUCUGAGAUGGCUUGGGCAGGAGGUCACUGUCUCUGGCCUGCUGGGCUGGGAGGUAGUGCUGGGGACGACCUCUUGGGUCCUUGCCUGCGAUAUGGUUCUGAGCAUCUCCAUGAGCCCUCGUUGCCUCCUUGUCUCUUCUGCCUAUGGCAGAUUCAGUCAUACUUCCACUUAGGCAAAAUUUCACAUUUUAAACUAUCCAAGGCUAAUUUUAUGUUAAAUCACUUGAUUUUGUUUUGCAAGGCUUCCUGCUUGCUAUAGGCAUAGUUAUGAGGAAGUAGAAUUUCUUCAGAAGCAAGUGCCCAUGUAUUCCAAAGUAAAGCAAACCUAAAACAGGAAACAUCGGAGGCUUUAAGGAAGGAAUUAAAUCUAAUCCCGAAAUGCUUUUGUGGGCACUGAUUGCCUAGGUGUCUGUGUCUGUUUGAGUGUGAGGGAAGAGGGGGUACAGCUUUCAGACAGGUGUGUAUACAAAAAUAGCUGCAUGCUGAGCUUAACAUACGCAGUCUUCAAGGAGACCCAAAAGUCACCAAACGCUGACUUCAGAGCUGCCAAGAAAGAUGAGCAGCUGCAGAGCUGAGAGAAGCGCUGGUCAGCCUGCAGAAUGCUCCUGCCCCUCAGCCUGUCCUGCUGAUGCUCUUUGGGGUCACAGCCACUGCUGCUCUUUGCCUGGAGGGGGGCCUCAGGAGCCACAACAGCAGGCAUAUGCAGGAAGUGACAGAAAUAAAGAAAAACAGCCUCUUGAGUUUCCCUACUUGGCAGUACAAACAGAUCUCCCAAGCCAGUGCGGCUCCCUUCACAGGAGGAGAAGCCAGGAAGGUGUCCAAAUGGCAGGAAGGGCUGUCCCUUCAAAAGUCUACGCAAGGAGAUGAAACGCCCUGCAGGAGUUUCUUCUGGAAGACCUCCUGCAAAUGGAACUCCACCAGCGACCACUCACGCACAGUGGGAUUAUGUGUCCGCAUAAAAUGUAGUGAGCAGCUGUGAGUUUUCUUCAUUAUGCACUUGUCUUCUCUUUCCCAUGUAAUUUGAGAAGUAUUUAAACUCCAAAAGUGUCCGAUACUGAGUGUCUUGAGUAAUUUGGAACCCAAAGCGAACAUUUUUGGUAAGGAUUUUUGUCUUUUUUACUUUACCAAACUCAGUGUAGCCAUCAGCCUUUCCUUCCGCCUUCACUAUGUGCUUAGAAGUUGCUCUGUCCUUGUUUUCCUUUCUUGGAUUUAAAAUAGCUAAAGGUUACAUAUUUAAGAGUUCAGAAUGACAUCUUAUUUCACUUUAUGUUUAUAUAACUUUGUCUACUUUAAAAAAUACUUCCCUCAAAUGAAAAGCAAAUUUUUGACAUUGCCUCAAGAGCAAAAUGAUUAUUCCUUAUGUUUUAGCCACAAUUAACUUAAAAACAAAUGUCAGGUUAUUAACAAUGUCAUGCUGACAUACUUAAGAGAGUUGCCUUUGAAAGUGUUACUGUGAAAAGCCCAUACUAAUUUUAAUCAGUAAGGUAGUAGUAGUUUGUUACAGUUCUUGUGGAUCAGCUUCAGGUUUGCUUUAUGAGGAAUGAAGUCUAUUUAUAAAAUAAAGUCUUACUUCAGUCCAAAUACAGUAAGGGAUGCUGCUGCCUCCCUGGAGUCUGCUGGCUCCACCUUCUACUACAGGGGCCCCCAGAGCCUCAGGAUCCAGACUGUGUUCCUUGACAGAUACAUAGAUGCUGAUGUACACUAUGUGUAUAAUUGUUAUAUUUCCACACUCCUCAGUAAUCUAAGAUAGUGAAUAAUGGUUAAAUGAUGGGGAUUCCUGUUUCUCUGCAAAGCCCCAUGAAGAUCAGGAUGCCAGUCUCCCCAAAUGAAGUUAGGAGUAAAUAAGCCACUCAGUUACAAACCUUAAUCAAAUUUUGAUUAAUUCCCCAUUGCACUGAAAUCCUAGUUUGAUUGCACAUAUUAUGAUUCUUGAAUCAUAGGCUCUAAGGAAAAUUAUCCGUAUGAAGGUUUUUAGAUAAUUUCUGGAGUUAAGGAGGUUCUGAGGGUCAAGCCUAAUGCUGGGCAAACCGGCAGAGGCUGGCUGGAGGAUACUAAUAGUAUUCUCUUCUCUGGACACCAGGGGAGCGGACUCGCGGAGUAUGACUGCUGACCGUUCUGUUCUGUUUUCCACAGAGCUGAGCUCAUAUUCAUAAUGACUAGCUGAGUAAAGUAUAAUGUGAUGGAAGAGCCUUAAUAGCAUCCACAUUUCCAAACACAGCAGCUUUAGGAAACCAGUAACUGGGUCAGUGCACAAAGGAAGAUGCCUGCCAGAAAGGCCAGCUAACCUUCAGAACUUUGCCUUUUAAGAUUUUUCUAGAAGAAAAGCAUGUUCAUUGUUUUUCAGUUCCAACUGGGGCCAUACAUAGAGUCCUUACAUUUGGGGAGUUUAACUUUUAACUAGGUCCUCUCUGAAGGAUAAUGAGGUUGUACUAAUGAUACUGCCAGGACAUCUGUCCACUCUAAGCCUACCUUAGUGCAGGGGACUUAAUAAAAUGCUAACUGGCAUCAACUGCACGUUAGACUAGAUGAAUAUGCUCAUGAGGAGUAAAUUAGGGUAAAGCAGGUAAAUUAGGAUAAUUC
Messenger RNA from Manis javanica (Malayan pangolin), 2910 nucleotides. It is a transcript of the gene CORT, whose product is annotated as cortistatin. Gene Ontology annotation, biological process: adenylate cyclase-inhibiting G protein-coupled receptor signaling pathway; regulation of cell migration. Gene Ontology annotation, cellular component: extracellular region. NCBI's taxonomy places the organism in Eukaryota, Metazoa, Chordata, Mammalia, Pholidota, Manidae. Gene Ontology annotation, molecular function: neuropeptide hormone activity; G protein-coupled receptor binding. The record is from RefSeq and is a predicted model, not a curated record.